UUCAUAGUUAACCGUUACGGAGGUUAGGCGGCUCAGUGAAACGGAAAGCGACUGAAAUAGUCCUAGUACGCUUAGUGCAACUACUGUCGAAAGGAUUUUUAUUUUUGUUAUAAAUAUUUACUCUCAAAUUUGUAUCCACUGACAUGGUUUUUAGUAAAUAAAAUUGUGCAUUCGCCCGAUGUAUGUUCAUUUGUGGGUUGUAAAUAGUUGUACAUGAAAGACGUUAAACUGUAGUGUCGAUUAUUGAUAUCAAAAUGCCAAAAUGUCAUAAGAAAUACGAGUUUCAGUUCGAUUGUUGUUUAUGAAAGGAAGAAAGAAUUGAACGGUUUUUUUUUCAUUUUCGUAUGGGUAAAAGUUAGGAUAUUACUUCCAUAUUCACCUACCUACAGUGUGCACAAACACAUAUUGUACGUGGAAUUAAUGAAACAAAAAUAAUUUUGUGUUCCAUUAAGUUGUUUUUUCCUUAUUUAAUUUGUUGAUUGUUCAUGUCCUGAUCGACCCUCUACACAAAACACAACACUCAAUAACGAAUGUAUAACAUUGUAAUUAUUAAAGAAGAUAUAUGGAUCAUUAAUGUCACCCCGGUGUUACCCUUGUGUGUCAGCAUUACAACAAAACAUGCAUUUGCUAAGUGGGGAGAAUAUAAAAUAGAAAAUCAAUUUAAUUGAAGUUAUGAAGAAAAUUAUGAAUGCAAACACAGAAAAUAGUGGAAAACCAAUUGUUGAUAAUAAUAAUUCCAGUGCACACAGUCAAAGUACCGGUAAUAAAAGUAGUAGUACCAAAAAAUCAUUGACACCGGUCAAUAAUAACUCAUUGCAUGUGAUAUUGCCGCAAUAUACUGUGAUCGAUCAGCAAAAUAUUUAUGAUCAAAAUGGGAAGAGGACAGUGCAAAGUAGUCCGUCCAAGUCGCAGCGGAAAUUUAGCCAAGAUUCCGGAUUUUCAGCCAAUAAAUACAGAAACGUUCGUCACAGCGACCCGCAUCUACGACACAACUCUGACCACGUACGUGUAAAUAGUAAUCCUGAUGUAAAGAUCGUACCAAUGGGAUCAUCAUUGAAUGAGGAAGACGACAUUAUUGAGAGUCCCCUUUUAUCACAAAAUCAAAUGGAUAUAUGGAUGGAAACGCAAAAUGGUGUAGUCAAUGAAACAUUCUACGAUAAAAGUCUUGAUUGUAGCGAAGCGUUUGGCCCGAAGAUAACUGAAAAUAUACCCGGAACUCCGAUGGAACCAGACGAUUCGCAGUUAAGUGAAAAAAGGAAUUCAGACAAUUUAUCAAAUCAGUCAACCACUAUAGUCAAUGAAAUAUCGGAAAGACGACUGUCCAUCGACAGAAUGAAGCCAACAACACCUGUAAAAGAUUCAUCUGUAACACAAAACAAUAGCAAUAGCACCAAUCAUUGUACAAACAAUAUGUUAAGUAACUAUGCUGAAAAAUUUAGCAGCCAAAGGACUAGUACCAGCGAUUUGGAUGUGGAUAUUCGAAGAACUAGCAAGCAAGAUAAAGAGGGUGUCGAUCCGGAAUCGUUAAUGUUUCGAGAUGGACGCCGAAAAAUCGACAUGGUAUUGAGUUAUGAAGAGGAAAACGAAGGUGUCAUGACCGAGCAGGAGUCAAAGAAGAGAGAAGUUCGCAAAAUUUUCUUAGAUAAUUUGGUCAAGGAAGGUCUGGAACUGGAACUGGAAGAUAAAUCACAGACGUACGACGAAAAGACAUUUUUUGUGAAAGUGCAUAUGCCAUGGAAAACCGAGACGCGUUACUCGGAAGUGUUGAAUUUGAAGCUGCCGGUGAAGCGUUUCAUCACAAUAAGUGUUAAGGCAUGGGACGAUGAAAAGGACAAUGUUCUUAAAUUAAGUUACUGGCGUCGAUGGUUACAUAAGUUUCAACGUUUAAUCGAUUAUGACACAGGACUAAUCGAUUACGAGCACUCAUUUUACGCGUCUACUGCUGAUGGGAACCCAGAAGAACAGUUUGUAGUUAAAGAUCGUUGUACAUCGUACACAAGCGCCCAGAGAAGUUUAAUCGUUUGGCAAAUUUUGCUUAGAACAAAAUUUGAUGACACAGAAAGGAGCGGCAUCCGUCGGCUACUGAAUGAUAAUGCGUUUACUGCAUGCUUUCCGUUGCAUGAAGGUAGAUACGAUGUUCCCCAUUCUUCCGGUACCGUCUUCGAUCGAAGAAAGCUAUACCUGGAAUGGGCUAGACCGAGUAAAUGGUACAAAAGGCAGCCACUUUGCCUGAUUCGAAAAUAUUUCGGCGAUAAAAUAGCCUUGUACUUCUGCUGGCUGGGGUUUUACACGAACAUGUUAAUUUAUCCUUCGGUAGUUGGAUUUCUUUGUUUCAUGUACGGUGUAUUGUCAAUGAAUUCGUCGGAUAAUCAGCCAAGCAAAGAGAUCUGUGACACAUAUAAAACCGGUGCGAUAGUAUUAUGUCCUCUAUGCGACAAAGCUUGCAGCUAUCAGCAACUAAACGAAUCAUGCCUCUUCUCUAGAAUCACAUACUUAUUCGACAAUCCAUCAACAGUAUUUUUUGCAAUUUUUAUGUCAUUUUGGGCCACAACGUUCCUGGAACUGUGGAAACGUAAACAAUCUGUGAUUAAAUGGGAAUGGGAUCUACAAAACAUUGAAAGUGACGAGGAGAAUAGGCCAGAAUUCGAAACGUCUGUGAAAACAUUUCGAACGAAUCCUGUGACUCGUGAAAGGGAACCGUAUAUGCCAACUUGGACGAAAGCUGUACGAUACGUGGGAACUGGCAGUGCAGUUCUUUUUAUGAUCUGCAUCGUUCUGGGCGCAGUAUUGGGAACGAUUAUCUAUCGAAUAUCGGUGGUGUCUGUAAUCUAUGGAGGUGGAAAUUCCUUUGUUAGAACGCAUGCGAAAUUGUUCACCACAAUGACUGCCGCCACAAUAAAUUUGAUUAUAAUUAUGAUAUUGACUAGGAUAUACCACAGAAUUGCCAUUCGUCUAACAAAUUACGAGAAUCCCAGAACUCAUACGGAGUACGAGGAUUCGUACACGUUCAAAAUUUUCUUUUUCGAAUUCAUGAACUUUUACAGUUCGCUCAUUUACAUUGCCUUCUUCAAGGGUCGAUUUUACGACUAUCCCGGCGAUGUUGUGGCGAGGAAAAGUGAUUUUUACAGAUUGAAGGGCGACAUAUGCGACCCAGCUGGAUGUUUGAGUGAACUUUGUAUUCAAUUAGCAAUUAUUAUGAUUGGUAAGCAAGUGUGGAAUAAUUUCAUGGAGUACCUGUUUCCUGUCUUCUACAACUGGUGGCGACAAAGGAAGCACAAAAAGGAAACUAAAGACGAGACGCAUCUGCACAUGUCAUGGGAACAGGAUUACCAUCUCCAAGAUCCUGGUCGGCUGGCACUCUUUGAUGAAUAUUUAGAAAUGGUUUUGCAGUACGGUUUCGUCACCUUGUUCGUUGCUGCAUUCCCGUUAGCCCCACUUUUUGCACUGCUGAACAAUAUUGCCGAAAUCCGUUUGGAUGCAUUCAAAAUGGUGACACAGGCUAGACGACCGUUAGCUGAAAGGGUCGAAGACAUUGGAGCAUGGUUCGGCAUUCUGCGUAUCAUUACUUAUAUUGCUGUUGUGUCGAAUGCAUUCGUCAUUGCGUACACUAGCGAUUAUAUACCGAGAAUGGUGUACAAGUAUGUGUAUUCGCCCGAUCAUACGUUGAUCGGCUACAUUGACCAUUCAUUAUCGGAGUUCAAUACGUCUGACUACAAGUCCGAAUGGGGGGCUAGCGUCAGCGAGAAGGAUCCGGAAAAAUGUCAAUAUCGGGGAUAUAGAAAUGGUCCGACAGAUGCGGAUCCUUACGGUCUCAGUCCACACUACUGGCAUGUGUUUGCUGCAAGACUGGCAUUUGUGGUAGUUUUUGAACACGUUGUAUUCGUCUUAACUGGCAUCAUGCAAUUUAUCAUACCGGACAUACCAGUCGAAUUGAAAACGCAAAUUCAACGAGAACAACUGUUGGCCAAGGAAGCCAAAUACCAGCACGGUCUGAAAAAGUCGCAGGAGAACGAAUACAAUGAGUUGUUGCAACUAUUGCGCGAGCAGAACAAUACUAGUCGCGGUGGCCAGGCAGCUAUUAGAGGUGUUCAAGGUAGUUGGGCCAGGCGUUUGAGUCGUAUCAGCGAUGGGCUCGAUGCACACGUAGAAAUUGCCACCAAGCCAAAACGAUCGAUAGAAUCAACUGUGUGGGAGGUGACAUAGAACGUGAUUCGAUUUUCAAUUUGCAAAUUCUAUUUUAAGUUGGAAAUAAAACAGGCAAAAAACUUUGAUUUUCACCGAUGA
Messenger RNA from Bradysia coprophila, 4284 nucleotides. Its product is annotated as anoctamin-4. Gene Ontology annotation, cellular component: plasma membrane. Gene Ontology annotation, molecular function: protein dimerization activity; chloride channel activity. The record is from RefSeq and is a predicted model, not a curated record. Gene Ontology annotation, biological process: chloride transmembrane transport. Lineage: Eukaryota; Metazoa; Arthropoda; Insecta; Diptera; Sciaridae.